This is a messenger RNA of Ichthyophthirius multifiliis, 951 nucleotides long. RefSeq lists its product as hypothetical. The transcript is spliced from 3 exons. The record is from RefSeq and is a predicted model, not a curated record. NCBI's taxonomy places the organism in Eukaryota, Ciliophora, Oligohymenophorea, Hymenostomatida. Gene Ontology annotation, molecular function: dynein heavy chain binding. Gene Ontology annotation, cellular component: axoneme.
AUGAGACCAUAAACUUCACUUCCCAAUUAAUCCUAACCCUAACCCCAAUAAACAAUUCCUACUCCAAAUUCUUUAGUAAAAUACGCUAGUGCGGUUUUAGUAUCCACUGGUGGUAAAUAAAUCAACGAAAAGAGCAAAUAAUAUACAAAUAAUGUAACAAAUCAUUAAACAGAGGCUAUACUGAAUAGUAUUUUACCGCCUCGUGAAUAUAUAAUGAAUAAAAAAUAAUUAUGGAUAUAAAAAGUAAGUGCAACACCUGCAACUAAAUCAGAUGUAUUAGAACUAGUUAAUAAUCUAGAUAAAAGAUUAUAAUAAAGAAGUGCUAAAUAAUGCGGACAAUGUCCAAUAAGAGAAGAAUUAUAUGCUUAAUGUUUUGAUGAAUUAAUUAGAUAAAUCACUAUUAAUUGUUCAGAAAGAGGUUUAUUAUUAUUAAGAAUAAGGGAUGAAAUUAAAUAUACAAUUUAAGCAUAUUAGACAUUAUAUGAAAGUGCAACUGCUUAUGGAAUGAGGAAAUACUUAAUCGCAGAUACUAGAAAAAGUGAUAUGGAUAUAUAUGUAAAAUAAUUAGAUUAAUAAUGCACAUAUGAAGGUUGUGAUUGUACAAGUGCCUUCAAUCUCCUAUAUAAAGGUAACCUUUAUAAAGGUGAAUGCACGAAAUAGAUGAUUUAGGCAAAUUGCAAGAAGAUAGCAUCAAUUCCUGAGAAAAUAUUUAAUUUCUGGAAUAUUGAUUCUGACCUUUUUUCCCUUUGUACUGACCGAUCUUCUGUAAACUAUCUGACUUAAGACUGUUCUAAUAUAAAUUUCAAGGAAUGUGAAGGACUGUAACCAUUUUGUGUUCCAAAAGAGGAGAUCUGUCCUAUAAACUCAGUGAAAUUCGGUUAAGAAAUCCUAGAGAAAAAUUCAUUCGUAGAUGAAAAGCCAAAAAAUACAAUCUCCAGAAACAGUGGCUGA